AUGACAGACCGCAUGGUUACGGUUAACACAUCUCGAGACUGCAGUUUCGUUCUUAUUGGAACUCUUCAAUCUGGACUAGUGAACAACCGAGAUGGAGACAGAUGUCAUCACAUUGAAGUUGAGAGUGCCAACAAACUGAUAGAUAAAGUGAAUUUAUUUCAGCGAGUAUCCCAGCAUGAAUCUCAUCGUAACACGGAUUUUGAUGUUCCUUGUGUUUCCUUUUUUGUUGCAGAGUCCAUGCAGGGUCCUCAUGAGAAACGCCUCCUCAACGACCUCCUCUCUAGUUACAACGUCCUGGAAAGACCCGUGACCAAUGAAACCGAACCUCUUCUAAUUAGUUUUGGCCUCACAUUACAACAGAUAAUUGAUGUGGAGGAGAAAAAUCAGAUUAUAACUACAAAUGUUUGGUUAAAUUUGGAAUGGGUGGACGUCAACCUCAGGUGGAAUGCUAGCGAAUACGGUGGAGUAAAAGACCUGCGCAUACCGCCUUGGAGAAUUUGGAAACCAGAUGUUUUGAUGUACAAUAGCGCAGACGAGAAAUUUGAUGGAACCUAUCACACAAACGUCGUGGUUCGAAACAACGGAAGCUGCACGUACAUUCCGCCGGGCAUCUUCAAAAGCACGUGCAAGAUUGAUAUCACCUGGUUUCCUUUCGACGAUCAGAGAUGCGAGAUGAAGUUUGGUUCGUGGACGUACGAUGGAAAUCAGAUAGAUCUCCGUCUUGCGUCGGAGGAUGGCGGAGAUUUGUCGACGUAUAUAUCCAAUGGGGAAUGGCAGCUUAUUGCACUGCCAGGGACCAGAAAUGUAAUUGUUUACGCCUGCUGCCCCGAACCUUACGUAGACGUUACAUUUUACAUCCACAUUCGCAGAAGAACCCUAUAUUAUGGUUUUAACCUCAUCAUCCCAUGUGUGCUCAUUUCAUCUAUGGCGCUGCUUGGAUUUGCGCUGCCUCCAGAUUCUGGAGAAAAACUAACUCUUG
This is a messenger RNA of Uloborus diversus, 979 nucleotides long. Its product is annotated as neuronal acetylcholine receptor subunit alpha-7-like. The record is from RefSeq and is a predicted model, not a curated record. Lineage: Eukaryota; Metazoa; Arthropoda; Arachnida; Araneae; Uloboridae. Gene Ontology annotation, molecular function: transmembrane signaling receptor activity; acetylcholine-gated monoatomic cation-selective channel activity. The transcript is spliced from 6 exons. The annotation marks the transcript as partial. Gene Ontology annotation, cellular component: neuron projection; synapse; postsynaptic membrane. Gene Ontology annotation, biological process: signal transduction; chemical synaptic transmission; monoatomic ion transmembrane transport.